Messenger RNA from Penaeus monodon (black tiger shrimp), 1469 nucleotides. RefSeq lists its product as uncharacterized. NCBI's taxonomy places the organism in Eukaryota, Metazoa, Arthropoda, Malacostraca, Decapoda, Penaeidae. Gene Ontology annotation, molecular function: calcium ion binding. The record is from RefSeq and is a predicted model, not a curated record.
AAGACAAAAAAAAACGUAACAUGAGAAGGCGUUCGAAAUAAAUGGAACUUUUUUCAUCAUUGUAUUCAUAUUAUUCCAGGCAACCUCUGUGAUUUUAAUGCCAUCGAUCACCUGUAAUUUACCUGCCUGGCUUAACGACCUCCAGACGGCAUGCAAAUUGAAGCAAAUUGGACAACGAAUUCUUCUGUAAAUAUUUUUUUUCCAGACCUGAGGGGCACGUGCCUAUUUUUUUUUUUUUUAUUCUUGCGUGUUCUAUUUCCACAUGAUAGAGUGAUUUGCAGGAGAGAGAGAGAAAAAAAAUAUAUAUAUAUAUAAAAGUCAAGAAUGUUGAUUGCUUCUCGUUCGACAAUUGGCCGCCUAAGUUCGAAUCGGUGCACUACGUUUCAAAAAUCUCAAAGAGAUUCGUUUCAAUCGUUUGAAACCCGAACACACAAACCCCCACCCCCACACACAUAACACCAAACCUCUUUCACUAACAACCUAACCACCAUUCUUCCCUCAGACAAACGAAACCCACAUAACAAAUCAGUCCUUAUCUCCAACAGAGUCCUCUUCAGCGAUCGGGACGAGGCGAAGCUUAUCAUCGACCUGGAGCGCCAUCUCGCGGACAAGCAGGUCAACAUGGCUGACCUGAGGCGGACGAUGUAUGACCUGGAUCGCGACCGGAACGACUUUCUCUCCGGGGAACAGGUCAAGACCGCCCUGCACCGCUGCCGCGUCGACCUGCCGCCCGACCUGCUGGCGCGCCUGCUGCUGGCCACCGACCGCACCGGCGCCGCCAUGCACGGGGUCGAGGCGCUCAUGAACUACCUCACCAGAGUCAAGCCCGAGGCUCAUGGCGUCUUGAUCGGCAGCAGGUACGACCCCCCUCAAGCAAGGGGGGGGCGGGGGUCGACAUUCCAGAGCCAGUCGUCUGUGCAGCCUUCGUGGGGGGCGCCGACCCAGCCGCUGCAACAGCUGCAAUCGAAGACGGACUACCUACCUGACGAAGGCUUCAUUGAGGGCCAGACUGAAGCUUCAGGAUCUCGCGCCCCUUCCCAAGCCCCCUCCCCGGCGCCCUUCCAGCCUGCCCAUCCUCCUGCUGGCCCUCCUUCAACAUGCACAAGUGGAGUGAGGAUUAUGUGCACCUCGCGCAGGCCGUGUACGGGGCUGACCACGACCAGGCGGGGUACCUGCCGCCGGAGGAGGUUCGCCACGUGGCCUCCACCUACAACCUCGUCUACAACCUCAACAUCUCUGAGGCGUCGUUGACCUCGGCCAUCUCGUCGGCCACUGACCCGAGCUACGGCGAGGUCAACCUCGAGUACUUCGUCGCCAGCCUCCAGGGCCUUCAUUUCCAAGAGAAGGGAGCGUAUUGAGUACAAACUUCGGAUUGGCUGGCGACCGUUUUUUUAUUUAUUUGUUAAUAAUAAUAAUAUAUAUGUAUUGUUACUGACUUUUUUUGUUUAUUUUGUAUUUUUAUUAGUUUU